AUGUGUGGAGUGUGGUUGAAAGGUGGAGCAUGGUGGAUGGAGCCUGGUGGAGUAAAGCAUGGUGGAGCGGAGCAUGGUGGAGUUGAGUGUGGUGGGGUGGAGCAUGGUGGAGUGAAGCAUGGUGGAUCGGAGUAUGGUGGAGUGGAGCAUGGUGGAGUGAAGCAUGGUGGAGGGGAGCAUGGUGGAGGGGAGAGGCGUAUGGUAAAGUGGAGUGUGGUGCAUUGUAUGUGGUAUGGUGGUAGUGUGGAGCGUGGUGGAGUUGAGCAUGGUGGUGUGGCGCAUGGUAGUGUGGAGCAUGGUGGAGUAGGGCAUGGUAGUGUGGAGUAUGGUGGUGUGGAGCAUGGUGGAGCAGGGCAUCACAGUGUUGAGCAUGGUGGAGUGGGGCAUGGUCCUGUGGAGCAUGGUGGAGCAGGGCAUGGUAGUGUGGAGCAUGGUGUAGUAGGGCAUUGUAGUGUGGACCAUGGUAGUAUGGAGCAUGGUGGAGGGGAGCAUGCUGGAGUUGAGUGUGGUUGA
Molecule: messenger RNA, 513 nt
Organism: Haliotis rubra (blacklip abalone)
Lineage: Eukaryota; Metazoa; Mollusca; Gastropoda; Lepetellida; Haliotidae
Product: cold and drought-regulated protein CORA-like
Exons: 1
Coding region: 1-513 (170 amino acids)
Source: RefSeq, a predicted model, not a curated record